AUGUGGCCCGUCGUCGUGGCCCACUCGCGCAUGCAGGGUAUCGGCGCUAUCGGUGCGCAGACCCCGUCCGACCACCAGCACCACGGCAGCGAUGCCUGGCAGAACUGGGCCAAGGAUGAGGAGCGCCGCCGCGCAGCGUACUGCAUCCUGUACCUCGACACGCAGAUCGGUACCUUCUGGUCGCAGCACCCGUCCCGCCAGCUGUCGAUUUUCGCACACAACAUCAACCUCCCCGCGCCGCGUAGCCAGUGGGAGGCGAUGAGCGCGACCGAAUGGUUGCGCGCGCGCGAGGCGGACCCGAACUCGCGCCACGCCCGGCACCACUACUCGCUGACGCACGGCGAGUUCAACCACCACCAGGGUGCGCACCAUCAGCCCGGAGACGGCGGCUACUCGCCUGCGAUCCUGCAAGCCUUGUCUGUGGACAACACGCAGGGCGGGCAGCAGGCGUUCAAGGUCGACGUGGACAACUCGUUCAGCGUCAUGCUUAUCCUCGUCGGUCUCAGCGCCAUCGCAUGGGAUUCGCGUACCCGUGGAGGCAUGGGUAUCAAGUUCCGCGACGGCACGAAGCACUGGCGCAACAUCAUCCUGAAGGCGGUUGUUGCGCUUCGGGCGAGCUAUGAGAUGGCGAUCAACGGUCUCCCGCCAUGCAACGAGACACGCGACAUCCGCGACUGGAUCGCCAUCAGCAUCAUCCAGAUUCUCUCCGACCUGCCCAUGCUGCAGGUUGCCGCGGGCAGCUCGACAGUAUGCGGCACGGCGAUCGGCCCGAAGCAGUACGCGGACGCACGCCGCCGCCUCAAGCUCUGGGUUGCUACGGGUGACGCUUGGACGUGUCUGUGGCAGUCGGCGCGCUUCCUCCGAGAGACUCUCCAUGCCGAGUGGGGACUGUACACGCCGUGGGCGGUCUUCCUCACGACGCUCGUGGUCUGGGGAUGCGGCCAGGCGAUCGCGCGCGAGGACGAAGAACUCCCCCCGCCGAGCGAGAACCCUGAACAGGGUGCGCGCGAAAUGCUCGAGACGAUCUUCAACUCGCCCAACCGCGUGAACAAGCUCGACCGCGGUGUGCUCGAUCUCGUCGUCGUUGCUGCCUCGCGACUCGAGAACAACGGCUCCCAGCACACGAUUGACAACGAUUGUGCACAGCUCCUCUGGCGUCUCGCCAAGGUCACGCGAUAG
Molecule: messenger RNA, 1179 nt
Organism: Trichosporon asahii var. asahii CBS 2479
Lineage: Eukaryota; Fungi; Basidiomycota; Tremellomycetes; Trichosporonales; Trichosporonaceae
Exons: 1
Coding region: 1-1179 (392 amino acids)
Biological process (GO): DNA-templated transcription; regulation of transcription by RNA polymerase II
Cellular component (GO): chromatin
Molecular function (GO): RNA polymerase II cis-regulatory region sequence-specific DNA binding; zinc ion binding; DNA-binding transcription factor activity, RNA polymerase II-specific
Source: RefSeq, a predicted model, not a curated record